AAAAGUCACAGAUGGAGAUCUGUUUUCUGUGACCUUGUAUAACCAGAAAAAUGUGGACAUUGAUAAUACCACUAAUAAGUUCAGCGCUAAUCAAGAAUUUAUCAGGAUCCCACUUCUAACACUGAGCGACUGACUCUUUGUCAAUGGACAGCUGACAACUUUGAGAUUUGAGCAUGUGGAUGCUGGUGGCAGUGGCCUGUCUGUGUCACUGUGUCUCUGCACACCUGUCAGAGACAAGACUGAAGAAAGCUCCUGAUCUGGUCUACAGCAGUGUCCCAGGAUCCCCAGGUCUGCCAGGGAAAGCUUGCCCCAGCGGACCACCUGGGGCACAGGGAUGUGUGGGAAUCCCAGGUCGGGACGGAAGGGACGGCAGGAAGGGAGAGAAAGGAGAAAAAGGAGAGACAGGGUUGAAGGGCAGAGUUGGUGCCCCUGGUAAGACGGGAGAGCGUGGAGAUCCUGGUCCUCCAGGUAAACAGGGUCCUGUGGGGGACAAAGGGGAUGUGGGGCUCCCUGGUGGUCCAGGACAGGAUGGACAGAAGGGCGACAAGGGCAAAAAAGGGAACCGCGGGAUAGGAGGUGUUUGCAAAUGUGGAAGCCUGCUUCCAAAAUCUGCCUUUUCUGUGGGCAUUACCAGUAGUCACCCCACAGAAAAAGUGCCAAUCAAAUUUGACAAGAUCCUAUUUGAUGAAGGUAGGCAUUACAAUCCGGAAACAGGGAAAUUCAUAUGUGCCUAUCCCGGGAUCUACUACUUCUCCUAUGACAUCACACUGGCCAACAAGCACCUUGCCAUAGCACUGGUGCACAAUGGACAAUAUCGGAUCAAGACAUUUGAUGCAAACACAGGGAACCAUGAUGUGGCCUCAGGAUCCACAGCAAUAUAUCUGAACCCGGAGGACGAAGUGUGGCUGGAGAUCUUCUACUCAGACCAGAAUGGGUUGUACACUGAUGCUGGGCAGGCCGACAGCCUGUUCUCUGGGUUCCUCUUGUAUGUGGACACAAACUACUUUGAUACACUGGCAGAGGAUUAUGUGUAGUAAAGGCUAAUAAAAAGAAUGGUGUUGUUUUAGUAACUACUCUUUAUUAUACUGGGCACCCAUCAAAGAUACUGACCAAUAUCCAUCCAUCCAUCCAUUUUCUUCCGCUUAUCCGGAGCCAGGUCGCGGGGGCAGCAGUCUAAGCAGGGACUCCCAAACUUCCCUCACCCCAGACACGUCCUCCAGCUCCUCCGGUGGGAUCCCAAGGCGUUCCCAGGACAGCCGAGAGGGCCCUGGACCUGUUUGCCAUGGGUGACUCUACCAGGGGCAUGAAGCCCCCAACAACAUAGCUCCCAGGAUCAUUCGGGCACUCAAACCCCUCCACCACGUUAAGGUGGUGGUUCAGGGAGGGGUACUGACCAAUAGUCGGUAACGCUGACCAAUAGUUAUGCAAAAAAUAAAAUAAAAAAUACUUGUAUUGUUGAGGAAGUUGGAGUGAGAUUUUUUUUUUUAAAUUAAGUUAAUUUAUUAGAAAGUUUCAAAUUAAUCUGUAAUCUGGGGGAGAUACAUUCUAAUAUUCAUGGUAAUAUAAUAGUCUUGUCUUAAAUCAUUAGGACACUACUGCACUACUACUUAACAUCAACGGGGGAUGUUAUCAUACCUCAUGUCUAAGUUUGUGACAGUGGUUUCACUUGAGGGCCUGGAACAAACUGGUCAACAGAAAACGUAAACAGCGACGGCUCUGUUCUAAUGGGCUUUAGCUUCCCUGGAGGAGUUUGUGGAGGAGGCUGUGGAGGAGCUGAGAUCUGGUUGAGCUCUGCAGACUGAGAGAGUGUCACACCUUUAGCCAAAGUC
Molecule: messenger RNA, 1829 nt
Organism: Periophthalmus magnuspinnatus
Lineage: Eukaryota; Metazoa; Chordata; Actinopteri; Gobiiformes; Gobiidae
Product: complement C1q tumor necrosis factor-related protein 7
Exons: 3
Coding region: 174-1034 (286 amino acids)
Molecular function (GO): protein binding
Source: RefSeq, a predicted model, not a curated record